AUGAUAAUCCUGAUAACUGACGGAGAGCAAACCAUCCUGCCGCUCGUGGAGGAGGUGCUGCCUGACGUGAAAAAGGGCCGGCAUCGUCAUCAACACAGUCUCCUUUGGUCCGAAUGCUACGGAUUCUCUCGAGAGCUGGGCAAAGGAGACAGGGGGCGCUAGCUACUACCACAGCACGGGAUCAUAUGGCUCCCUCUCCAGCCUGGAUGCCUUGCUCUUUGACGCUAUAAAGUCAUCGGAUAAGGACGAGAUGAAACAGUUGCAACAAGUGCACAGAGACGUUGUUUUCGUGAAGCCUGGACGAAAGAACUUCGUUGUGGGGGAAGUUGUUCUGGAUUCCACUGUGGGCCACGAGACGCGUUUUACCUUCACGGAGAAUAUCGACUUGUACAACCUGUUUUCUAUAGUGGUGAAUCUCACGUCUCCCACCGGUGAAAAUUACGGACUUGGGAGUGACUCAAGUAUUUAUCGCGUAGAUAACAUAACGAGGACCAUUACGUUCAAGUUUCAGGAAGCUCCGGUUGGAAAAUGGGUCUACAAUAUAUCUACCUCAGGUUACAUUCCCUUCGACGAAGUGCUGGUCGCUGUUACGUCACACCCGAGCAAGGAGACGCAAGAAGACCCCAUAAGGGUGAAAACUUGGAUGUCUAGCAGUGAAGUGACCUACCCAUCACCGACGCGACUGUAUGCCUUCGUGAGCCAAGGUUAUAGCACUGUCAUAAACGCUAAUGUGACAGCGAUCAUAGAGCCACCGACCGAAGCUAGGUCUGUGGCACUGCCUCUGCUGGACAAUGGUGUGGGAGCGGACUUGCGGGCCGGCGACGGAAUUUACUCCGCCUAUUUCACGCAAUUCUCAGCUAACGGCCGCUACAGUGUCUCGGUUACCGUUUCUACAAGCAACCAGACGGCAAAACUACAAGCCUACAAGCCAGCCGAUCCCAGAUCCCGCUCCCUCCACCCGUACCAACCGCUACCUCUCACCAGCGCCAUAAGAAGGAUCCGUCUCCCUGUACCCGAGAACUCGUUACCUGACCCGGUUUCCCAGUUCCCUCCCGGUGACCUCGUUCCCUCGCUCGACCCCGAUGGAAAUGAGGGAAGGGGAGGGAGGGAAUUUAAUAAGGUUCAAGUGGAACCCUUUACGAGGUUUAUUUCCGGCGGGAUAUUCAAGGUCAACAAUUACCAGCCAGGUGAUAUGCUGCCGCCCGGUCGUGUCACUGACCUGGCGGUUUCGGUGAUUCAUCUUUUCGAGUCGAGUGUCACGCUGAACUGGACCAGCCCGGGGGACGAUCUGUAUCACGGGACAGCCAGCACGCUCGAAUUGCGAUUCCACGAAACGACCCUUAUUUAUCUGGACUUUCUAAAAGGUCAUAUCGUCAAUGAAUCCCACUUGACCUCGGGUGACCUCAAUCCAAGGCCAGCUGGUGACCCCCACGUCAUCACGGUGAAGAUCCCCGGUCGAAGUGUUGACAGCUUGGAGGGUCGUCCAUUAUUCUUCGCUCUCAAAGCCCGUGACGAAGUCGGGAACUCAGGCAAUCUUUCGAACAUUGCCUCUGCUUAUUUCCCUCUUAAGAAAUAUACUUAUAAUUUGAAGGAGGAGCAGAAACUCAACGCCAUCAGCGGCCUUGUGGUCCUCAUCGUCCUCGGGGUCAUUGUCAUCUUCAUCGUCGCCUUCAUUGCCUCCGUCAAGUUCAUGCACGUCAGGCACCGGGAGAAGAGAAGAGAGCAGGAGCUGAUCGACGGAGGGUGUUAUCGCUAUGUGAUGAAAAUUGGAUUGAAAUUGUGGUGAUGAUGAACGGUUAUGUCACGUUCAUUUUGUAGUGAUGACUGUGAUGAAGAAGCCGAUGGAGGAGAAAUGAGAAGUGAGGCGUAAACCUUAUGAUGACUGUGACGACGUUGAUGACUAAGAAAAAAAAGUGUCAUGCGCUUUUAUAACUUUGUUUUUACUAAUUUAUCGAAGUGAUGAAGAUGUCAACGAAAGAGGAAGAAGUGAUGAUCUUAAAUGAUGACUGUGGUGACUGUGAUGCCUUUAAACAAAAGUACAUUGCAUUAACUUGUUUCCAUGGUGAUGACGGUGUGAUGUCAUCAUAAUCACAGUGAUGAAACAUAAGUGAAUUGUGUUAAUUAGUGAACACGUUAAGAAGAUCACCGAAUAAUAGACGAUAAAAACGGAAAAUAAAACAAAAUAAAGAACAAUGGUACGCACAAAAGACGUUUAUUAUGAGACAUGUGAGAAGGUUUUUUUUUGUAAUAAAGAAGUUUCGUAAGUG
Penaeus chinensis is the source of this 2267-nucleotide messenger RNA. RefSeq names its product calcium-activated chloride channel regulator family member 3-like. The coding region runs from base 251 to 1786 and encodes 511 amino acids. The transcript is spliced from 13 exons. NCBI's taxonomy places the organism in Eukaryota, Metazoa, Arthropoda, Malacostraca, Decapoda, Penaeidae. The record is from RefSeq and is a predicted model, not a curated record.